This is a messenger RNA of Austrofundulus limnaeus, 1656 nucleotides long. Its product is annotated as XK-related protein 8. The transcript has 3 exons. Gene Ontology annotation, cellular component: plasma membrane. Gene Ontology annotation, biological process: phosphatidylserine exposure on apoptotic cell surface; engulfment of apoptotic cell; apoptotic process involved in development. Bases 167 to 1471 code for a protein of 434 amino acids. The record is from RefSeq and is a predicted model, not a curated record. NCBI's taxonomy places the organism in Eukaryota, Metazoa, Chordata, Actinopteri, Cyprinodontiformes, Rivulidae.
GUAAUAUGAGAUCAGGUGUGGUGCAGACUGUUCUGUGGUUCUCUGGAUGACGUGUUUAUUAGUGGGCGGAGCUUCAGACUGAACUUUGUCUUUAGUUUCAGUUUGUCCUCGGCUGCUCUAGGUAUUUAACCCCCACCUGGCUGCAGCAGACGGAUCAGACGUCUCCAUGGCUCACAUGAAGGGUUCUUCCUKGGACUUCCUGUUCACCUCUCUGGGUCUGCCCCUCUUCCUGCUGGACAUCGUCCUGGACGUCCUGGCUGCUGUCAGCCUGUAUCAGGAGGGGUCCUAUGUGUGCCUGGGAGUCCUGCUGCUGCUGCUGAUCGGCUCCUCGCUGCUCGCUCAGACCUUCAGCUGGCUCUGGUACUCAUAUGAAGACUUAGAGAUGAACACAGUGGUGGAGCAACGUCUGAAGCCCAACAUCUGGACACUGCAUGUGUUCCAGCUGGGGAUCUACGUCAGACAUGCAGGAGUGUUUGAGACGUCACUGAGGAACUGCUUCUCCCCGAGUCCAAACACCGAGGGACAUGCCAACUUCCUGAGCCACGACCUGGCCAUGCUGCGGAUCAUCGAGACCUUCUCAGAGAGCGCUCCUCAGAUCGUCCUGAUGCUCACCGUCAUCAUGCAGGAGGGACACCUGGACUACUUCACAGUGCUGAAGACCGUUGGAUCGAUGUCGGUGGUGGCCUUCAGCGUCACCACGUACCACCGCUGCCUGCGCUCCUACCUGAGAGAGAAGAAGCAGCAGACCAUCGUCUCGUCCGUGGUCUACUUUCUGUGGAAACUGCUCCUGCUGAGCUCUCGACUCGUGGCCCUCUCGCUCUUCACCUCUGUGCUGCCCUGCUUCAUCUUCGCCCACUUCUUCUGCUCCUGGCUGGUUCUGUCCUUCGUCGCCUGGAGGUCUAAGACUGACUUCAUGAACAGCAGGUUUGGAGAGUGUCUGUUCAGGGUCACAGUGGGCCUCAUCUGGUACUUUGACUGGUUCAGUGUGGUGAAGGGCAGGACGAGGAUGAAGAGGCUGCUGUACCACAGCUACAUGCUGGCUGAUAUCUGCCUCCUCUGUGGACUCUGGUUCUGGAAGAUGAGCACAGAUCCUCCUGUCUUUAACAUCCCUCAGCCUUAUGCUGCCAUCGUGGCCUCCAGUGUGGGCGGAGUUUAUGUCCUCGGCCUGGUUUUAAAACUGAUUUAUUAUAAAUACUUCCAUCCAAACGUGCAGAAAGAGGAGCUGAGAGGAGGCAGCUCAGAGGAGCAGAACAUCCAGGAGGGUCCUCGACAACCUGACGAGGUGGACUUACCCCSCAACAUGGUGAGUGUGGAGAUGGACUCUGGUUCCAUGGAGACUGAGGAGGGAGGCGGUCCAAUCACGAUGAGGGCUGCAAYGUUCAACGUUGAUGACGUCUCAGAGCGCAGCCAGCCCAAACCUGAACGUUGCAACAAAAGAAUGAGGAAACUGGCCGAGAACUUCUACUGCUGAGACCAGAGACCGGUGUCCCACUGGACCAGAGACACAACCGACCCAGAACUUGGGCCGUCAGCGCCACCUUGAGGUCYUCAAAAGAACAACAUUUUUUAACUUUGGGCCUCAGAGGGCCGUGGGAUCACAUUGCUUUUGAAUAAGGUGCAAUACACUUUCUCACCACUAGUAGCAGUAGUGCACCA